Messenger RNA from Triticum turgidum subsp. durum (durum wheat), 951 nucleotides. Lineage: Eukaryota; Viridiplantae; Streptophyta; Magnoliopsida; Poales; Poaceae. The record is from the annotation of a GenBank genome assembly.
AUGGCGAGCCUGAGCGUGCCUCCGGUGCUCACGCCUCCGCGUGAUGACGCCGUCGCUCUCCACAAGGCCUUCAAAGGGUUCGGCUGCGACAGCACGACGGUGACUAACAUACUUGCUCACCGCGACUCGGCGCAGCGCGCGCUCAUCCUGCACGAGUACAAAGCCAUAUACCAUCAGGAUCUCUACCAUCGCCUAGCAACUGAACUGAGUGGAAACCACAAGAAUGCUAUGCUGCUUUGGGUCCUCGACCCCGUGGGGCGUGACGCGACCAUACUGAACCAGGCUCUCAACAGCGACAUCACCGACCUGAGAGCCGCCACGGAGGUAAUCUGCUCCAGGACGCCGUCGCAGCUGCAGAUCAUGAAGCAAACCUACCGCGCGAGGUUCGGUUGCUACCUCGAGCAUGACAUCACCGAACGCACCUACGGUGAUCAUCAGAAGCUUUUGCUUGCGUACCUGGGAGUCCGGCGCAACGAAGGCCCGGAAGUUGAUCCUUCGGCGGUGACAGACGACGCGAGGGAGCUGUAUCAAGCCGGCGAGAAGAGGGUGGGCACCGAUGAGCGGGCCUUCAUCCGCAUCUUCAGCGAACGCAGCUGGGCGCACAUGGUGUCCGUGGCCAACGCUUACCAGCACAUGUACGCCCGGUCCCUGGAGAAGGCCGUGAAGAGUGAGACGACAGGGAACUUCCAGUUCGGGCUGCUGACCAUCCUCAGGUGCGCCGACACUCCGGCAAAGUACUUUGCCAAGGUCCUGCACAAGGCGAUGAAAGGCCUGGGCACCAGCAACGCGGCGCUCACACGGGUGGCGGUGACGAGGACCGAGGUUGACAUGAAGUACAUCAAGGCAGAGUACCACAACAAGUACAAGGGGUCGCUGGCUGAAGCUAUCCACUCCGAGACGUCGGGGAACUACCGAACCUUCCUCCUCUCACUCGUCGGCUGGGACCGCUAA